AUGACGCUGUCGCACGACUCCAUCCUCUCCAUCGUCGAACUGGUGCUCUACGCACCUCUCCUCCCACUAACAACCUACCUUCUCUUCCGCCACGGUCGCCAUGGCAUCCUCGGAUACUACUACCUCAGCGCGGCCUGCACAGUGCGGGCAGUCUCAGAUAUCGUGCAACUGGCCACGUCCGUCAACGACAGCACGCCAUCUCUCGGAGCCACGAUUCUCAGCUCCGUCGGCCUCUCGCCCUUGAUGCUCGCCCUGGCAGGUAUGCUGCACGAAAAUCACCACUAUCGCCUCGAGAUGUCGAACAAUACCGCGGCCGUCAAAAGCAGAAUCACCAAGCUCCUGUGGUUCGUCCAGAUCAACAUCCACUCCAUCUCCAACUCUGCCAUCAAGCUUCGUGAAGCGGGCUCCAUCAUCCUGCUCUUGCUUUGGAUCGGCUUAGGACAGUACGCCGUAUAUCUGGCCUAUCGAUGCCGGGAUUUGCCCAACAGGAACGGAAUCGUCAGUCUCGCUUUCUGGAACCUGCUUGACUCGCCUUUCAUCGGGAUCAAAGUCAUCUACAAUGUCGUUUAUGCUUUCGAUCACGACGACGCGACACUCAAUCCCAAUACUGGAUCUCUGGCUGUGAAGGUGGUUCUGGUUGUGCUUCCGUCCCUGGUCGUGGCCGUCUUGUUGACGAUUGGAGGAUGGAAGAGCCGGGAUAUUUCAAGACUACGUGGAUAUGACGCAGUCAAUCCAGGCGAGCAGGUUUCGUAUGAGGUGAAGCAGGAGAGGUACUGA
Zasmidium cellare ATCC 36951 is the source of this 777-nucleotide messenger RNA. RefSeq lists its product as uncharacterized. The coding region runs from base 1 to 777 and encodes 258 amino acids. The transcript is spliced from 2 exons. The record is from RefSeq and is a predicted model, not a curated record. Lineage: Eukaryota; Fungi; Ascomycota; Dothideomycetes; Mycosphaerellales; Mycosphaerellaceae.